Molecule: messenger RNA, 189 nt
Organism: Prorocentrum cordatum
Lineage: Eukaryota; Dinophyceae; Prorocentrales; Prorocentraceae
Source: the annotation of a GenBank genome assembly
GCCCGCCAGGCCGGCUGCGCCAGCAGGGCGCCCGGCCGCGGAUGGCGCCGGGGCCGCUGCGGCGCUGGGCGGAGGCGCGCCGCGCGGCGAGGCCAGCGAAGCUGCUGGUGGCGGCCGCGCUGGUGGCGGGCGCGCUCGUUUACGGAGGCUUCGGCACGAGCGGGCUCUGGCGCGGCUCCUCGGCCGCAG